AUGGACGGCGAGGUUCCUCUCCCUCCACCGCGGCGGAUACGUCACCGCUCGCCCGCGCCUGCACGCUCUGCGACAAAUGCAGCCUCCUCUCUGGACCGUACAAGGAGAUUGUCGCGUUUCGAUGAUUGCUCAAGCCAGCCGUCCAGUGACCCUGCCCUCUUUUCUAGUGACGAUAUUCCAGCUUCUGGACUAGAAAAUUACCAUGCAACCACGCCAGGCUCGGGCAGGAAGCGGCGGUAUCGUGGCACCUGGUGGGGAGAGCAGGUGCUGGAUCCCAAGCGCAAAAGGGGAGAAUUCAAGGAGAAAAGGAAUGUCGAUAGUGGAGUAUGGAUGGGGAGCGAUGAGUCGUCCGUGGAAUCGAUGAUGUCGUCGGACCCGGCAUGGGGAGAAGACCUGCGCAAGUCGGUGCUGGACCCAAAGAACGCUUCAACUCCAAGUACCCCAAUCGCUCCAAGAGCUUCUGCAACAGAUACUGAACAAACCCCUACGCAAGUACGUGUGCUCUUCAGAGGCAUGGCGGAAUCACAGCAGCACCAGGCGGCACGCAAGGUCGUCAAUGAAUGCCUGGAGAAGGGCCAUGAAACCAUUGAUCUGGGUAACUUCCAGAUGGAAACCAUUCCUCCUGGCCUAUUGAAACCUCUCCAGCAUCUCACGAAGCUUCCCUCAGUCUCAGAGACACCGGUUUCUGAGGAUGUUUUCACGUCCCUGACGCCGUUCCUCCGUCUCUAUCUCCCUAAUAACUCCCUCGAAACCCUCCCCAAGGAUCUCUUCGAGCUUGAAAAGCUCAUGGUUCUAAGCCUGCGAAACAACAGGCUAACAGAAAUCCCAUCCUCCAUUGGCCGACUGAACAAUCUGCGAUCUCUGAAUCUCGCCGUCAACCAACUGGAAUUUCUUCCCUGGGAACUGCUCACGCUUAUGCGAGACGGCCAUCUGGUGCACCUCACGGUGCAUCCAAACAAAUUCCCAAAAAUGGACUCAAAAAAAGUGCAGUGGCUCAAGAGAUUCCGUGAUGAAUCUGCUUCCCCUUCCCCUUUAAUACCGCCAGAAGUCGUUGGGGCUUAUCCACUCCAUAUGGCCAACGGCCCCGUGACAUACUUCAACCCUAAUGGCUUGGUCAUUAAUCCGAACUCAUCCCUUUACAAUGAGAUGCAAGCCAAGGCACCCUCCAAAAACGUUCCUUCGCUGCGAGAACUUGCUCUUCGUCAAGCCACCAAGCUCGAAUAUUUUGAUCAAGCCACCGACGAGGACUUCUCUGAGUUCCCAUGGACACUCCUUCCCGCCAUUAAAAAAGCGAGAGAAGUCUGCAUUGCAGGCGGGCAGUCUUGCUCUGUAUGCGGGCGCGAGUAUGUGAUGCCCUGCACUGAAUGGACAGAAUGGUGGGAUGUCUCCCAUUUCGAGAUGGGGCAAGAUUGGAAUUGGACAAAUGAGAGUAGCGAGAUUCGUUCGCGUGCUUACAUGCUCCGGCCUCUUCCUUUCCGACGACAGGGCUGUAGCCUGUCGUGUGUUCCGCGAUUUGUCAUCCCCACCACAAACAAUACUCACCACAUAACCACAAUGGCAUCCCAAACAACCUUCACCAAGCCCAACAGACCCCUCACCUGGCUGAUAACCGGUUGCUCCUCUGGUCUAGGCCUGUCAAUAGCCCGCAUCGCCCAAUCCAAGCAACACACCGUAAUCGCCACAUCCCGCCAACCAACCCGCACCCCAGAGCUAGUAACGGAGAUAACCCAAAACGGCGGCGAAUGGCAUACCCUAGACGUGAACGAUCCAACCGCUGCCUCGGAGCUACUAUCCAUACUCGAGCAUGCAGGCCACGAGAUCGAUAUCCUAGUGAAUAAUGCCGGAUACGCCAUUCUGGGCGCCGUUGAACAAUUCUCAGACUCGGAGCUACGUGCACAGAUGGAAACAGUGUAUUUCGGGCCGAGUCGAUUAAUACACGAGUUUGUGCCGGGUAUGAGGGAGCGGAGGUUUGGUGUUGUGGUGAAUAUCAGUUCUGGGGCUAGUUUGGAGGGGAGGGAGAGUAUGGGUGCUUAUGCUGCGGCCAAGGCUGCUAUGGAUGGGCUGUCGAAAGUUCUUGCGAAAGAAGUGGCUCCGUUCAAUGUUCGGCUUCUGACUGUGUGGUUGGGGGUGUUUGAUACGGCAUUUGGGACUGCUUGUCUUACAGCUGAGAAGCCCUUGCCUGGGGAUUAUGAGGGAUCGGUUGUGGCUCAGAUGCUGGAGGCUAUUACGGAGGGUAAGCUUGUUGCUGAUGGUGAUAAGGAGAAGGCUGCAAAGGUGAUAUAUGAAGUUGUUCAAGGUGAGGGUGUGGGGAAUGGACAUGGAAGUGAGCGAUUCUUGCCUUUGGGCCGAGAUAUGAUUCCUCGUGUGAAGCUGGUUCGUGAUCAACUCGAUCAUUCGCUUGAUGUUUUUGGAGACGUUGCUGGUAAUGUCUAUUUGACACGUUGA
Messenger RNA from Penicillium salamii, 2445 nucleotides. The record is from the annotation of a GenBank genome assembly. Lineage: Eukaryota; Fungi; Ascomycota; Eurotiomycetes; Eurotiales; Aspergillaceae.